Molecule: messenger RNA, 3887 nt
Organism: Anoplophora glabripennis (Asian longhorned beetle)
Lineage: Eukaryota; Metazoa; Arthropoda; Insecta; Coleoptera; Cerambycidae
Product: zinc finger protein 780B-like
Exons: 11
Coding region: 417-3887 (1156 amino acids)
Biological process (GO): regulation of transcription by RNA polymerase II
Cellular component (GO): nucleus
Molecular function (GO): zinc ion binding; RNA polymerase II transcription regulatory region sequence-specific DNA binding; DNA-binding transcription factor activity, RNA polymerase II-specific
Source: RefSeq, a predicted model, not a curated record
AUGGUUUGAUAUUUGAUAAUGAAUUACAUUUGAAAGAGAAUUGUAAUGAUAUGUACAGGAAACUUCGUGUAAGAUUUGCUUAAACAUUACAACUGUUAAAAGUUUUGAAAUAAUAACGUUACAAAAGAUAUUUGCUGAUGUUCUUUUGUUGAAAUUGGUGUGUCAAAGAUAUUAGCUUCUACUAGCUCAAUUCGUACAGCUUUCAACAAGCCCAACACGUGUGUAACGACUUAACAAUAAACUUAUUUUCAUUCUGAUUCGUUAAUAUUGUAUUCAGAAAUUUGAUAGCAAAAGCAAAAAGGUUAUGUGCUUGCAGAAGAAAAUUAUACGCACCAUCACCAUUUAAGUCAACGUGUUUGAAUACUGAUAGUAUAGUUAUUCCAUAUGUGGAUUGCGAAAAAGUGUUACAGCACGACAUGAAGGAAGAGAGAAGUGAGUCGAUGGAAAUUUCAGUCGGUCAGAACAUAUGUCGAUUGUGUACACACCCGAUGAAAAGUGAGGUUAUAUGCGUACGUCAAGAGGAAUUUGAAAUUAUUCAGAAACCGACUCCCGAAAUGAAUAUAAAUAUCAACAAAGAUGCUGUUGUACGUAACGAAUGCUUUGGUUCUCCCUGUAUUCACCACAGUUUCCUAAGAAAUUGCUUAGAGAGCAGCUCAGCCACAGAAGGUCGAGUAGAAACUUCACCAUCCGAUUUAUUCGUUAAGACGGAAAACUUGGACAAAGAAUUCGAGAUUAACGAGAUGGAAAAGUCAAUCAAAACUGAAUUUGUUAACAUAAAAUCGGAACAUGCGGAAAUGAGUGACGCUCUACCACAGAGCUCCAAUAAUGGACCAUAUGAGAAGAGCGACUGCAGAGAUAUAGAACAGGAUGGAUAUAGACACGAUAAUAGAUCGGUAAACAAAUUUAAUAUGAACACCAAGCAGGAGCACAAUGUACCGUACGAAGGUGAUAAAUGUAUUUACGAAACCAAGUACAACACAUUACCACCUGAGGAUGCUUCACAGGUGUCAAUUUAUGAAUAUGGUGAUUGCAGCUAUAAAUCAAAGAAUAAUAAUUCCUCGCAGGUCCAGAUGCACAGGUGUAACGAUUGCGAUUACGAAGCUAAAGAUAAGAGAACUAUCAAACGGCACCAACUGAAACACAAAGAUCCUUCGCAGAUUCAAAUGCACAAGUGUAGCGACUGCGAUUACGAAACUAACUUCAGAGAGAAUAUCAAACAACACCAACUGAAACAUAAAGAUCCUUCGCAGAUUCAAAUGCACAAGUGUAAGGACUGUGAUUACGAAACUAAAUACAGAAUGGGUAUCAAACUUCACCAAUUAAAGCAUAAAGAUCCUUCACAGGUUCAAAUGUACAAAUGUAAUGUCUGUAACUACCAAACUAAAUACAAAAGUGCAGUCAAACAGCACCAACUGAAACAUAAAGAUUCUUCUCAGGUCCAGACGUACAAGUGUAAUGACUGCAAUUACGAAACUAAAUACAAGAGUCAUCUCAAACCACACCAACUGAAACAUAAAGAUCCUUCCGAGGUUCAAAUCUACAGGUGUAAGGACUGCGAUUACGAAACAAGAUACAGAAAGAAUAUCAAACAGCACCAACUGAAACAUCAAGAUCCAUCACAGGUUAUGUUUUAUGUCAUAACAAGCACAUCACAAUUUACUGUUUUCAAGAAAAUUGUUGCAAUGAAUCGUCUUCAAGAAACUCUGUGUAGGCUUUGUCGUACAAAUAUAACCGAUAAAAGUUUUGAAAUAAUAGACAACGCUACUAGAGACAUUCUACAUGUGCUUUUGUUCAAAUUGAAGUUUGAUGACGAGAACAAAGAGGUUAUAUGUAAUGGUUGCACUGGAAAAUUGAAUGCAGCCUUGGAAUUUAGGUCAUCUUGUCUGAAUAACGAUAAUACGAUUAUUCCACAUGUGGAUUGCAAGGGAAUGUUAGAGCUAGAUAUAAGAGAAGUUUAUGUGAAGGAAAAAGGAAGCGAGUUAAGUGAUAUUUCAGACAGUCAGAAAAUAUGUCGAUUGUGUCUGCACCCAGUAGAAAGUGAGUUUAAGUACAUACAUGAAGAGGAACUCGAAGCUAUCCAGAAAUUGACUCCUGAAAUAAAUAUAAAUAUCAUCAAAGAUCCCGUUGUAUGUAAGCCAUGCUUCGAUUCCUUGUGCACUCACAACAAUUUCCUAAAAGAUUGCUCAGAGGCAGAGCAAAAAAUUAGAGGCAUUUUUGAUUGUCCAGCCACCAAGAAUCCAAUAGAUACGUCACCAUCCGAUUUAUUCAUUAAAACUGAAAACCUGGACAACGAAUUCGAUAUUAACGAGAUGGAGACGACAAUCAAAACUGAAUAUGUCGACAUAAAAACGGAAGAUGAGGAAAAAAGCUACCCGCCACUGCAGAGCUCCUAUAGCGAACCAUUCGAGAAGAGUGACUGCGCAGAUGCAGACGCGGCUGUAUGUAAACAUGAAAAUAGAUCUACGAACCAAUAUAAUAUGAAAAUCAAGCUAGAGGGCAAAGUAUUGUACCAAUGUGAUAAAUGUAUUUAUGAAACUGAAAGCGAGAGGCUCUUUACGAGACACUGUGCGAAACACGAGAACUAUUCGGAAGUGUGUAAAACUAAAUCGUGUGAGUAUGAAACUGGGAAUAAGAAAUUAGUUCAGAGGCACCAGUUCAGGCAUGAAGGUUCUCCGGCAACAUGUAUGCACCAGAGUGAAUCACGUAAUUACAAGACAAAGUACAGGUCUAACCUUGUUAAACAUCAGGUGAAACACAAAGCGCAGUUAUACAAGUGCAACUCUUGCGAUUUGAAAACGGAAUGGAGAAUCAGCUUUAAUAGUCAGGGUAUAAAACACAAAGACUCGAACAAAAGUGAUGAGUACGAUUCUUCGCAACUACUGAUUUAUAAAUGCGAGACUUGCACCGACGAAUCAAAGAAUGAGAAAUUUUUCAUCAAAUAUCAGUUAGGUCCUAAAGCUCCUUUGCAAGUCCAAAUGUAUACGUGUAACAAUUGCGAUUAUGAAGCUAAAUGCAAGAGUCACAUCAAACAUCACCACCAACGGAAACAUAAAGAUCCCUUGCAGGUUAAAGUGUACAAGUGUAAGGACUGCGAUUUUGAAACUAAAUACAAACAUACUUUCAAAUGCCACGAACUGAAGCAUAAAGAUCUGUUGCAGGUGCAAAUGUACGGGUGUGACAACUGCGACUACAAAGCUAUAUAUAAGGGUUAUAUAAAACAGCACCAACUGAGACAUAAAGAUUCUUCAGAGGUUCAAAUGUACAAGUGUGACAACUGCGACUACAAAUCUAAAUACAAAGUGAAAAGUGAGUUUAAGUACAUAAGUGAAGAGGAAUUCGAAGCUAUUGAGAGAUUAGCUCCAGAAAUGAAUAUAAAUAUCAUCAGAGAUCCCGUUGUAUGUAAGCUUUGCUUCGAUUCCUUGUGCACUCACAACACUUGUCUAAAAGAUUGCUCAGAGGCGGAGCAACAAAUUAGAGGUAUUUUUGAUAGUCUUGCAACCGAGCGUACAAUAGAUAUGUCACAGUUCAAUUUAUUCAUUAAAACUGAAAACCCGGACAACGAAUUCGAUAUUAAUGAGAUGGAGACGACAAUCAAAGCUGAAUAUGUCGACAUAAAAACGGAAGAUGAGGAAAGCAGGGACGUGCCGCUGCAGAGCUCCGAUAAUGAACCAUCCGAGAAGAGUGGCUGUAAAGAUGUAGAAGAGGAUGGGUGUAAACAUGGGAACGGAUCAGAAAGGGAUUCCGAGCAGGAGCUCAAAGUAUUGUACAAAUGCGAUAAAUGUAUUUACGAAACUGAAAGCGAGACCUGUUUUGCGACACACUGUGUGGGACACGAGAACGAUUCGGUAGUGUAUAAAUGUGAUUCUUGUCCAGAUGUACAGAUGUAA